Magnolia sinica is the source of this 1730-nucleotide messenger RNA. Its product is annotated as cysteine desulfurase, mitochondrial. Gene Ontology annotation, biological process: [2Fe-2S] cluster assembly. Bases 104 to 1468 code for a protein of 454 amino acids. Lineage: Eukaryota; Viridiplantae; Streptophyta; Magnoliopsida; Magnoliales; Magnoliaceae. Gene Ontology annotation, cellular component: cytosol; mitochondrion. The record is from RefSeq and is a predicted model, not a curated record. The transcript has a single exon. Gene Ontology annotation, molecular function: pyridoxal phosphate binding; cysteine desulfurase activity.
CUCCACUCUGCACCGCCUCUCAUCCUUUGCAAUAAAAACAACACAUUCUCACCCUCUCUAUUAAUACACUCAUACGCAAAAACUGAAAACAAACCCCCAAAAAAUGGCGACAAAGCUCCUCACUUCAUCUCGCUCCAAACCCCUCUUCUUCAAAACCCUACCCUCUCUAUUCCUCUCUCCUCUCUCCACAGCAGCUGCGGCAGCGAAAUUACCUCCCGAUGAUUCAGACGUCAUUUCCAUGAAAGGCGUCAAGAUCUCUGGCCGCCCUCUCUAUCUCGACAUGCAAGCGACGUCACCCGUCGAUCCUCGUGUCCUCGAUUCCAUGCUCCCCUUCUUCACCUCCCAAUUCGGCAAUCCCCACUCCCGCACCCACCUCUACGGCUGGGAAUCCGAUAAAGCCGUCGAGCAUGCCCGCUCCCAGGUGGCCGCCCUCAUCAACGCCUCUCCGAAGGAGAUCAUCUUCACCUCCGGCGCCACCGAGUCCAACAACAUCUCCAUCAAGGGCCCGAUGCAUUUCUAUAAGCCCUCCAAGAAUCACGUAAUUACGACCCAGACUGAGCACAAGUGCGUUCUUGAUUCUUGCCGGCAUCUGCAGCAGGAAGGGUUUGAAAUCACGUAUCUGCCCGUCGAGAAGGAUGGGAUUAUCGAUCUUGACCGUCUGAUCUCUGCGUUCCGUCCGAAUACUGGGUUGGUCUCUGUGAUGGCCGUUAAUAACGAAAUUGGUGUUAUCCAGCCGAUGGAGGAGAUUGGACGGAUCUGCCGGGAGAGGAACGUGCCGUUCCACACGGAUGCUGCCCAGGCUCUAGGGAAGAUCCCGAUUGAUGUUGAGAAGAUGAAUAUAAGUCUGAUGUCGCUGAGCGCGCAUAAGAUUUAUGGCCCGAAGGGAGUUGGUGCGCUGUACAUGAGGCGGCGCCCGCGCAUCCGUGUCGAGCCCCAGAUGAACGGCGGUGGGCAGGAGCGUGGCAUCCGGAGUGGGACCAUCCCUGCGCCGCUGGUUGUAGGGUUUGGGGCUGCAUGCGAGAUUGCAAUGAAGGAGAUGGAGUAUGAUGAGAAGCGGAUCACGGCGUUGCAGGAGCGGCUUUUGAAUGGGAUUCGUUCGAAGCUUGAUGGGGUUGUUGUGAAUGGGAGCCUAGAGAGGCGGUAUGCAGGGAAUAUCAAUCUGUCGUUUGCUUAUGUCGAGGGGGAGAGUCUUCUGAUGGGGCUGAAAGAGGUGGCGGUGUCGAGUGGGAGUGCGUGCACAAGUGCCAGCUUGGAGCCCUCAUAUGUGUUGAGGGCGUUGGGGGUGGAAGAAGACAUGGCCCACACGUCGAUCAGGUUCGGGAUUGGGCGUUUCACGACGGAGGCUGAGAUUGAUAGGGCCAUCAACCUUACAGUGAAGCAGGUGGAGAAGUUGAGGGAGAUGAGUCCACUUUAUGAGAUGGUGAAGGAAGGUAUCGACAUUAGAAACAUCCAAUGGUCGCAGCACUGAUGUUUGAUGAAACGAUGAAGGUGAUGAGGUUUUGUUUGUGGGAUCAGAAUCUGUGUAUAUGUGAAGAAGCAAGGUUUUAGCUUUCCGAGCAUAGAUGGAGCUGCCACGAGCUUUAGACAGGUUCCUCUCUAAGCAUAAUAGUUUCUGGUUUUAGUAUUUAUCCGGUACUGUAACUAUAGUUAUGAUUUUGAAAUCUAGAGCUAACACAGAAAAUGCAUAAAUUUUACAUGAAUUUUAUAGCUGAUUGAGUAUUGUAUAUUCA